Molecule: messenger RNA, 425 nt
Organism: Suillus subalutaceus
Lineage: Eukaryota; Fungi; Basidiomycota; Agaricomycetes; Boletales; Suillaceae
Exons: 3
Source: RefSeq, a predicted model, not a curated record
CCCGACUUCCAAAUCGACUGUGGCAAUGUCUUAUGUCAGCGAUUAUAUCAGCAUAGCAUUUAUUACUGUGUCCUUCAUUAUUACCUCGGUGCGUCUAUUUAUCGCUUAAGAUUCCGACCUCACUUUUGUACACCAGAAUGUUUUCGGUUAAGGCGCCUUUGCGCGUUCCUUGCAUGUUGGAUGAGGCUGUAUGUCCGCCAUCCACCACUCACAAUAUAUGCGAUUAUCCUGAUUAUUAUGACGCGCUCUAUUAUCCUCACUAUCACACUGCGAUCUUUGCCACUGCUGAGAUGUUUUGUGCUUGGCUGUUGAAAUGUCGCGUUUCUUUUGAUGGCGUUGCUGUCGUGAUCACGUCAUGUAACGUAUUGGUCUCACUCUCGAUGAAUUUCAAGGCGUGUAGAGAGGGCGGUCCCAUGCACCAAAGU